Melampsora larici-populina 98AG31 is the source of this 2019-nucleotide messenger RNA. RefSeq lists its product as uncharacterized. The record is from RefSeq and is a predicted model, not a curated record. The transcript has 6 exons. Lineage: Eukaryota; Fungi; Basidiomycota; Pucciniomycetes; Pucciniales; Melampsoraceae. The coding region runs from base 1 to 2019 and encodes 672 amino acids.
AUGGAAUUUACUGGUACCAUUGCCACACCUACCAGCGCGUACCCAAGUUUUCAUCCAUUUGAUCAAUCGAAGUUGUUUCAUUCGGAUAUUCCAUCACCACCACCAUACCCCUCGCUCUUGUCCACCACCCAAGCUCAAGCUCACUGCCACACUUCAGUGCCAUCACAUCAUUCAUCGGGUUGUCUGCAUUCUGAUCCAUCCUCACCUUCGCCUAUCAUCCAACCCGCCGUCACUGGGGCUUUCAUCAAUCAACACCAUCAGAAUCAGCAUUUGGCUGGAAAUGCGUAUGAAGUCAGCUCUGAAGAAGAUCUUCCUCGCUGGGAAACUAGCCCUCGUUCUCCAUUCUCGUCGGAUUCUUCCAUACACCUGCAUCAACUACCCGCGUCUGCACUCUUACCUUCAGCAGUCACGUCUUCUCCGGGGAUCUUGACGUACGAGUACUCCUACCCUGCCUCAAUUUACCAUCACCCAAAUUCAACCACAGCUAGCUAUCAUCCACAUUCCCUUCCUCCCCCAACUCCACCGGCACCGGCUCCGCUCAACGUUCUUCCGGGGUCUUCGUCUUCCAGCGUCUCGUGGGGGACCUCUCAUGCUACACAUCCUUCUUCUAUAGCAAGCGCACCAAUUGGUCAUCCUGAUCCACGAAGUAGAAGCUGGUCUCCCGACUCUUAUGAGCGCGCUUCGAACAUUCAUCAUUUAGAACUUAAGCGCCCGAGAACAGACCCGGAUCUGUUCAACUAUGCCGGUCCACCGUUAUCAACUUCUGAACCUUUCCUACUACCAUAUGAAGGCUCUUAUCCUGCUGCAUCCCUCUCAAAACACCGCUCUUCUGGUGCUUCUCGUCGGUUGGUUGAGGCUCAAUUUGAUAGCCCUACGGUGAUAACAUCAUUGAAGAAAAAAAAGCGCGAGGUUCGUGAAGCAUCAGCUACUUGUGGAAGAUGUGGUCGUAUGAUGGGUCGUCUCACCCUCCGAGGAAGCGCUGAAGAGAUGGUGGUAAGCGGUGGCUACGAAAUUGUCCAAACAUGCCGAGAAUGUCAAGGCAUCAGCGGCACUGCAGUCUCCGGUGGCGUGGAAAGGCAAGUCCAUAUCCCUUUUGGUGGAUGUACCACUUUCACCGUCCAGAUCCCAACAAGCACGACGAUGCGCAAGCGAAAUCGACGGACCGACGACGUCACUGCACCUACAACUUGCGAUUGCUGCGGUAGGCAACUAGGCGUAGGAGGAAUAGUGGCCCGAAACGGACGCUCAGCUAUCCAGUUUGCAGUCGAAGUUGUUUGUGUUGGAUGUGUAGAACGAUAUAGAAGAUGUACGGACUGCGGUGGCGGAGGCGGUAGUCGCCUAGGUGUUGGAAAGUGGAGAUGCAAGGAGCUGUUCUCUGAUGGCAGACGAACAUGUGUACUGUCGCAUCAACGUCAAGGCGGGAAUGGAGCAGGAGAGAUACGUAACGUCGUCUGGUCAGUGGGACAGAUAGACUUGGACGAAGUGAUUGAACAAGUCAAAGAGUUGGUCAAGCACUCACUAUAUGCAGCAUUGGCAACUCCCGAGAUGCUCGAGUCAGGAGUUGCCAGGGUGACCAAAUUUGAUGACAUCAACACCAUGUAUCUCAAUGGAUGGAAACGAAUCGAAUGCAUGAUGAAGAACGAUGUAGAGGCAAGGGAAGGAAGACGGAGAUAUGUUGGAUUACGAUGGUCGAAGCCGCAUCCUCGAAAGGGACCCAAGAGACAGACGCUCCCGGUUCCAGUGAGCGAGGAACCAAAGAAACGAACCCUCGUAGAGCCGGGGAAAGAGCUGACCGGAUUUGUGCUAGCUGAGUGGGAUAUGGAGAAAGGGACAAUGUUCAUUGCUGUUGCUAUGCCUUGGCAAAGUGGUGAUGCGCUUGAGUCGACCUCUUGCUUAUCACACGAGACCUUGCUCGUCGCACGAGCUGAUCGCGCGGAACUGAUCCAGCGCCUCGUAGGGUCGGGCCAAAUGACCAACGAAGAAGCCAUUGAGCGAUUGCCCCCGAUAGAGCACCUUUAG